GUAACCUAACCGUGCAAGGAGAGGUGUACAUCCUGAACUGUGCUCGUCGUAAUUUGACCUCAACGAAGGCGACGUACUGUUAGUUUUUAUCUUCGCUGUACACUGAUUACAACUAUUUAAACAGGACGAUAGCUCUUGACCAUGCAUCUAAGAGCAAGCCGCCAGACAUGCUCCACGGCACGUAAUGGAGGAGCAGCUGGCUGCCGCGUGCGAGCGUCUGUGGUAGUCCGAGCCCACGCUGCACAGCCGCCGCAUGUGGAGUCCAUCAGCGGCGUCCGGCCGGAGGUGGUGGCGGCCAUUGAGCAGGCCCGCACCAACUGCCUAACGGCCACCGACCUGCCGCUGCCCAACCGCCGCCAGGGCAAGGUUCGCGACACGUACGACCUGGGUGAGCAGGUGGUGAUCGUCACCACCGACCGCCAGUCCGCAUUCGACCGGCUGCUGGCAUCCGUGCCGUUCAAGGGGCAGGUGCUCAACCAGACGUCCGCCUGGUGGUUCGGCGCCACCUCCCACAUCGUGCCCUCCGCGCUGCUGGCCACCCCCGACCCCAACGUGGCGCUCAUGCGCAAGUGCGCGGUGUUCCCAGUGGAGUUCGUGUGCAGGGGCUUCAUGACGGGCUCCACCGACACCAGCCUGUGGACGCACUACAAGGCGGGCGCGCGCAGCUACUGCGGCAACUCCUUCCCCGACGGCAUGCGCAAGAACGAGCGGCUGGCGGCCAACGUCAUCACGCCCACCACCAAGGCGGAGGACCACGACGUGCCCAUCAGCCCCGCGGAGAUUGUGGCGCAGGGGCUCAUGACGCAGCAGGAGUGGGACGAGGUCAGCUCCGCUGCUCUGCGGCUGUUCGCAUUCGGGCAGGCUGAGGCGGCCAAGCGUGGGCUGCUGCUGGUCGACACCAAGUACGAGUUCGGCAAGGACUCCUCCGGCACCAUCCGCCUGAUCGACGAGAUCCACACCCCCGACUCCAGCCGCUAUUGGCUGGCCGACACCUACGCGGCGCGCCACGCGGCGGGCCUGGAGCCGGAGAACAUCGACAAGGAGUUCCUGCGGCUGUGGUUCAGGGCAAGGUGCGACCCCUACAACGACGCCGUGCUGCCCGAGGCGCCCGCCGAGCUGGUGGCCGAGCUGAGCAAGCGCUACGUGUACCUGUACGAGCGCAUCACGGGGCAGCAGUUCGCGGUGCCCGACCUGGAGCAGCCGGUGGGGGAGCGCAUGCUGGCCAACCUGAGGGCGGCGGGCAUCUGCUAGGGGAGGGGGGGGAAGAAGAAUACCC
Astrephomene gubernaculifera is the source of this 1276-nucleotide messenger RNA. The record is from the annotation of a GenBank genome assembly. NCBI's taxonomy places the organism in Eukaryota, Viridiplantae, Chlorophyta, Chlorophyceae, Chlamydomonadales, Astrephomenaceae.